CAAGUGAUGAAUCUGAUUAUAGAAUAGGAGCUAAUGGAACAUACCGACAAAAAUUUUUGUCAUUAUUUCCUGAUUUCUUGACAACCUUACAGAUCCAAACCACAAAUAACCAUCACUCACGUAUUACUUAUCUUAAUAAUCAAUUUGCCGAAAUGCUAAACAGAUUGCUACAAUCAUUACACCAAGAACUCCCAACAAUAAUUCAGGAUAUUAUAAGAUUACAAUUGGAAAAUAUCAAGAUGCUUCCUCAUGUAUUACCUGAAACUGCUAUACUUGAUCUACCAGAAGAUCAAUAUUAUGUCUUAUCAACAAUCUCUUCAUAUGUUGGCCCAAAUAAUG
Molecule: messenger RNA, 339 nt
Organism: Funneliformis geosporum
Lineage: Eukaryota; Fungi; Glomeromycota; Glomeromycetes; Glomerales; Glomeraceae
Source: the annotation of a GenBank genome assembly